AAUGUUUUGAAAUCAGUCACUCUCCAGUUCAUUGAAGAUUAUAGGACGAAAAAAGUUUUAUGGAAUUCUUCCACAAAAUAUUACUGUAAUACACAAUUGAAGGAAGGAGUGUUUUUGGCCAUAUCAAGUCCUGUGUUUGAGGCAAUGCUAUCAAGUGAGAAAGAAAGCCCAGAAGAUAUUCUAAUUCCAGAUGUUCAUCCAGAUGCUUUUGAUGCUCUUCUCAAAUAUAUUUAUACUGGUAUUUCCAAUAUAGAUUCUGUGGAGUGUGCAAGUAAUUUAUGGUAUACAGCUAAAAAGUAUAUGAUUCCAGAAAUGGAAAUGGAUUGUGUCAAUUACUUGCAGAAUGAUGUAUUUAAUGACAAUGUGUGCCAAAUAUAUGAAAUGUCCAAGUUAUUUGAAGAACAAAAGUUGGAGCAGCAAUGCCUGACUCUUAUAUCACAUCACACAAAUCAGGUUAUUAAUGCUUCCUCCUUUGAAGAUGCUGAACUUACUACAAUUGAAGCCAUACUUGAUCUUGUUGAGUUACAGGUGGAAUCAGAAGUUGUUCUUUUCAAAGCAAUUGAAAGAUGGGCUAAAAAGGAAUGUAUGAGAAGAGGUCUUACAAACAAUAUCAGUGAACAGAGGUCUCUUCUGAAAACUGUAUUACCGAAGAUUCGGUUCCUAACCUUUUCACUGGAAGUUUUCUCAAAGGAAGUUGCUCCAUGUCCUCUUUUCACUCUUGAAGAAUGCUUUGCAUUGUUGUUGAAUUUAGCAUCAGUAAAAUCAGCACCAUCAGUUCCAGAGGGUUUUUCCGUUUGUAGAGAGCUUCGAAAACGUCCUAGUGUAGAGAUUCCAAAUGGUUAUGAACGUUUUUGCUCAAGGAAGGUGCUUUUUGAAACACUGUUGCUAAAUGAUGGAAGCCUUAUGUGUUCUAUUUGUUUCCGUACCAAUUAUUCAAUCAACAUUUUGGGAGUUGAGGUUCGUACUCAACUCUUCUCCUAUGAUGUGGAAUUGCUAGAUAUGAACUCCCUUCCAAUGAUUCACAGUGGCACUCACAAUGAAGAAUUUGAAGUAAACCUUCGUAGGAACGUAGUCAGAACUUUCAAGUCGCGAAUGUCACAAAGUCAGUUAGAGUUAAAUAUGACUCAUCAACUAAAAUUUUUUUUGAUGGUCCAAAAAAUUGUAAAUCAAAUACUGAUUAUUUUUUAACUGUUACAAUUAAGUCAAAAGAACACUGUACCUUAUUUUGGUAAUGUAGAAUCUGCCCUCAAAAAGUAAUUUCAAUGAAGAUGAGGGAAGGAAGUUGCAAAAAGAGGAAAAUAGUUGUAUUACAAAUGCUGAAGGAUGACUUCAAAGGAACCAUGGAAAUUGAAAAAAUGAUCACCAGUAGGAAGAUCAACACUAAGGGAAAUGAAAUCUGGCUUGCAAUUCUUCUAAUUAAACUUGACAGAAGCAAACCAUUUGUUCUUCAGAUGAAAACUAGAUAUUCCCCAGCAAAUUUCAUUCAACUGAAUAUUAAGGACUGAUUUCC
Molecule: messenger RNA, 1510 nt
Organism: Gryllus bimaculatus (two-spotted cricket)
Lineage: Eukaryota; Metazoa; Arthropoda; Insecta; Orthoptera; Gryllidae
Source: the annotation of a GenBank genome assembly